Messenger RNA from Toxotes jaculatrix (banded archerfish), 2385 nucleotides. Its product is annotated as extracellular calcium-sensing receptor-like. The record is from RefSeq and is a predicted model, not a curated record. Gene Ontology annotation, cellular component: membrane. NCBI's taxonomy places the organism in Eukaryota, Metazoa, Chordata, Actinopteri, Toxotidae. Gene Ontology annotation, biological process: G protein-coupled receptor signaling pathway. Gene Ontology annotation, molecular function: G protein-coupled receptor activity. The transcript has 8 exons. Bases 16 to 2385 code for a protein of 789 amino acids.
GGGUUCAGGCAUGUGAUGACCAUGGCCUUUGCUAUUGAUGAGAUCAACAGAAACUCCAACCUGCUACCUAAUGUGACUCUGGGAUACAGUUUGUAUGAUAGCUGUGCUUCACUUGGAAUUUCAUUACGUGCUUCAUUAUCACUGGCCAGUGGCCGAGAGGAGCAGUUUCUUCUGGAUGAGACCUGUGAGGGGGCCCCUCCAGUGCUGGGGAUUGUGGGUGAUUCAUACUCAACAUUUACAAUUGCCAUGUCAAGUGUGAUAGGAUUAUACAAACUGCCCAUUGUGAGUUACUUUGCCACGUGUCCCUGUCUGAGUGAUCGGCAACGUUUUCCAUCCUUCUUCAGAACAAUCCCAAGUGACACUUUCCAGGUGAGCGCCAUGAUUCAGAUUCUAAAACGUUUUGGCUGGACUUGGGUGGGCCUUCUGAUCAGUGAUGAUGAUUAUGGACUCCACGCUGCCCGAUCCUUCCAGUCUGACCUGGGUCCAUCUGGUGCAGGUUGUCUGGCCUACACAGAGGUUUUACCCUGGGGUGACAACCCAGCUGAAUUGAGGAGAAUUGUAGGUGUGAUGAAGAAAUCCACAGCUCGUGUGGUCAUUGUGUUUGCACAUGAGGGUCACAUGAUUGACCUCAUGGAGGAGGUGGUGAGGCAGAAUGUGACAGGCCUGCAGUGGAUGGCCAGUGAAGCCUGGAGCGCAGUUGCUGUGCUCCAGACCCCCCACCUCAUGCCGUAUUUGGGUGGCACACUGAGCAUUGCCAUCCGUCGAGGAGAAAUACCAGGGCUCAGGGAAUUCCUCUUUAAAAUACGUCCUGACCUACACCACAACAAUAGCCAUGGAAAUAACCUGGUAAAUCAGUUUUGGGAACACACAUUUCAGUGUAGAUUUGCACCACCUCCAGCUGGUUGGGUGGAGGCUGGGGGAGCAUUAUGCACUGGACAGGAAGAUUUACAUAAUGUGGAGAGUGAGUUGUUGAAUGUGUCAGAAUUCAGACCAGAGUACAACAUAUACAAGGCUGUGUAUGCUCUGGCAUAUGCCCUGGAUAACAUGCUGCAGUGUGAGCCAGGUAGAGGGCCUUUCAGCGGGCACAGCUGUGGUACUUUGCAAAGACUGGAGCCCUGGCAGCUUGUACAUUAUUUGCAAGAAGUCAGCUUCAUGACAUCAUUUGGUGAUCAAGUGUCAUUUGAUGAGAAUGGUGAUGCUUUACCAAUCUAUGAUAUAAUGAACUGGCAGUGGCUCCGUGAUGGAAAAAUACAAGUUCAGACUGUGGGUGAGGUAAAGAAGUCAGUCUCUGGAGGUGAAGAACUCACUCUUAAUGAAGACAAAAUCUUCUGGAACUUUGAAUCUAAAAAGCCACCUCAGUCCGUGUGCAGUGAGAGCUGUCCUCCAGGGACUCGUGUGGCCAGAAAGAAAGGGGAACCUGAGUGCUGUUUUGACUGCAUCCCUUGUUCUGAGGGAAAGAUCAGCAAUAGAACUGACUCCAUGGAGUGCACCAGUUGUCCAGAGGAUUUCUGGUCCAGUCCCCAGCGUGACCACUGUGUUCCUAAGAAAACAGAGUUCCUCUCCUACCAUGAGCCUCUGGGUAUCUGUUUGAUGACAACCUCCUUGCUGGGCACAUUUAUCUGUGCUGUUGUCCUGGGCAUCUUCAGCCAUCAUCACAGCACACCCAUUGUACGUGCCAACAACUCUGAACUGAGUUUCUUGCUUCUGGUGUCACUUAAACUAUGUUUCCUCUGCUCACUGCUGUUUAUCGGUCGUCCCAGACUGUGGACAUGCCAGCUGAGACAUGCAGCAUUUGGAAUCAGCUUUGUCCUUUGUGUCUCAUGUAUCCUGGUUAAAACCAUGGUGGUUCUGGCUGUGUUCAAGGCCUCCAAGCCAGGAGGUGGAGCAAGUCUGAAGUGGUUUGGUGCUGUGCAGCAGAGAGGGACAGUUCUGGUUCUCACUUCUGUUCAAGCAGCAAUUUGCACUGCCUGGCUUGUGUCUUCCUCACCAACUCCUCAUAAAAACACUCAGUACCACAAUGACAAGAUAAUUUAUGAAUGUGUAGUUGGCUCCAUCAUUGGUUUUGCAGUUUUACUUGGUUAUAUUGGUUUACUGGCUAUCCUCAGCUUCCUGUUAGCAUUUCUAGCAAGGAACCUUCCAGACAACUUCAAUGAGGCCAAACUCAUAACUUUCAGCAUGCUGAUCUUCUGUGCUGUGUGGGUGGCCUUUGUCCCUGCUUAUGUCAACUCCCCAGGCAAAUAUGCAGAUGCAGUGGAGGUAUUUGCCAUCCUGGCCUCCAGUUUUGGCCUCUUGGUGGCACUGUUUGGACCCAAGUGUUACAUAAUCCUGCUGAGACCAGAGAGGAACACAAAGAAAGCCAUCAUGGGCCGAGGCACCUCAAAGUAA